AUGUCCCGUCAUCGAUGGGAGGUGCAGACCCAUACCUUUUCGUUCACCCACAAAGGUAACGAGAACCUACCACCAGGUUUUUCAUCCUCAAUUCCGAUGUGCCCCUCGGCUGGCGGAUUGAUGCAAAUAUCAGGAGUGCUAGCAGUUUUAUCUAGUGUAAACUCAAGGGUUCAAAGUAAAGAUGAGGAUAAGAUUGCCAAUGCUCAGGUGAUUGAUGUUCAAACUAAUGAAAAUGCAACGUGCAUUACUUAUUCAGAAAGUGUUGAAUCCAGUUACAGACCUGAAAAUGACCAUCGUGAAACUGAUGAAAAAAUCCUGAUUGUCUCUGGAUCAGGUAGUGUUGACAUACAAAAACAACAAGUAUCAGAUCUUUUCCAUAAAACAGCUGAUGAAGAAAGUAAAGCGUUUCUUGAAAACAGCAAAUGGAAAGCUUUGAAUAACGAUAAAAAUAAUUUUACGGAUUCUCUAGAAUAUGUUAUCAGACAAGAUCGUUCACAUGAUAAUAAUAUUUCUGGACGUACAAAUCUGAUUUUGCAGCUUGAUCUCCCACCUGGAAGUACGGAGCUAGACAAUGGCAUAAUCCUUAUGACAGGGAAUGUAAUGAAUGAACAUAUUUCACUUGAAACGAAUUCUAAGGCUCACAGUGAGAACGAUAAAAUGUUUAUCAACGUUGAAGAACCAUUCUCUAAAAAGGAAGAUGACAAUGCUGUGGCUGGAUUUUCCGGAUUCUGUUCUGGUAAGAAGAAAUUUCCUAAGACCUUCCGUAGGAAAGAUACUCUAAAAACUAAUUAUCAAACACACACUGGCAACAAACUCUUUAUGUGCGAUAUACGUGAGAAAGACUUCUCUCGGAAAUCACAUCUCGACCGACAUUACAGAAUGCACACUGGCGAAAAGCCUUAUGAAUGCGGUAUAUGUGGGAAAAAAUGCAGUCGGAAAGAAAAUCUCAUCAUCCAUUAUCGAACACACUUAGGUGACAAGCCUUUUAUGUGUGAUAUCUGUAAUAAAAGUUUUGCUCAUAAGGGUUAUCUUAAUAUACACUUUAGGACGCAUACUGGAGUAAAGCCUUAUAAAUGUCCAGCUUGUGAAAUGUCGUUCAUUAACAGCAGCAACUGCAAAAAGCAUUACAGGAAUAAGCACGAAUGA
Molecule: messenger RNA, 1146 nt
Organism: Argiope bruennichi
Lineage: Eukaryota; Metazoa; Arthropoda; Arachnida; Araneae; Araneidae
Product: zinc finger protein 510-like
Exons: 2
Coding region: 1-1146 (381 amino acids)
Biological process (GO): regulation of transcription by RNA polymerase II
Cellular component (GO): nucleus
Molecular function (GO): RNA polymerase II cis-regulatory region sequence-specific DNA binding; DNA-binding transcription factor activity, RNA polymerase II-specific
Source: RefSeq, a predicted model, not a curated record